CUAUACAUAGAUGAGAAAGGGGUUGUUAAAGCAGCAUAGUUCAGCGCCUAUUGCAUUUUGGAGCGAUGACUGCUGCCGUCAGUAAGGUUUCCGGCGACAUCAUCUCGUCGAACUUCGACCGUAUCCGACCGCCGCCGCCAUCGCCUCCUGAUUCUUCCCUUCUUUUAGCUACCAGACCUCCAAGACACGCGGUGUCCUAUUGGACGUGUUCAAAGCUUUGUGCAAUUUGCUUUGUUGCUGGAAUGGUUUUCGGUUACUCUCUCAGAGGACGAGUCAAGCGUUGGGCGUCUAACAUCCUCAAGAAGCUCAACUGAAACAUAAUUGAAUUGCAGGUAGUUGUUUAGUUCGAUCACGGCUCACUUUCAUAGAUUUAUGUGAAAGAAAAGUUUCAAUUUUUUUCUUGAUGUUCCGUGACAGAUUAUGCUUUGUACGGAUUUUGGAAUGAGUUUGAAAGUUCAAUUACAAACUUACACAACGGCUUGUUAAUUUAGGUUAUUUAUUUCUAGCCGUUACGCCACAAUAUCAACGCCUGUUAUGCUUCUAAUUUCAGUUUAUGUGUGGCAUAACUGCAGAGUUUUCUAUUUUCUUCA
Molecule: messenger RNA, 590 nt
Organism: Vigna unguiculata (cowpea)
Lineage: Eukaryota; Viridiplantae; Streptophyta; Magnoliopsida; Fabales; Fabaceae
Source: RefSeq, a predicted model, not a curated record